Messenger RNA from Dermochelys coriacea (leatherback sea turtle), 2062 nucleotides. It is a transcript of the gene HEMK1, whose product is annotated as HemK methyltransferase family member 1. NCBI's taxonomy places the organism in Eukaryota, Metazoa, Chordata, Testudines, Dermochelyidae. Gene Ontology annotation, molecular function: protein methyltransferase activity; nucleic acid binding. The transcript has 12 exons. Gene Ontology annotation, biological process: protein methylation. The record is from RefSeq and is a predicted model, not a curated record. The coding region runs from base 522 to 1751 and encodes 409 amino acids. Gene Ontology annotation, cellular component: mitochondrion.
GCAGGGAGGGGCGAUGUGGCGGUGCGUGUCCUUAAGAGCCACUGUUCCCAUUAGUCUAGUUUAAAAACAAACCAAGGCGCCAACAUUUCCCCUAGUAAAAUUAACAAACCUUCCGGCGGACGGGGGAGGUUACAAAACUCAAUAUUUUGGACAGAGGUGGGUUGACUCGGUCCCUUUAAUUCUCACCGGAUUGGCUCUCUCCCGUGUUAUUCCUCAUGGGGAAACCUUGGCCGUUCUGUUCCAGACCAUAUUGCAGCUGGGAAAGCAGAGGAAGAUGUCCUGAGCUGGUGCCUUGAUGUGAGGAAAUGCUCACAGGAUGCCUUUCACAAUGCCUGUGGGCAUGAGAAGACUCCCGCAGUGGCCGAGUGUCUGGUGGGCGUUUAGCAGCCAUGAUGUGGGAGUGUCAGGUGGUGAGGAGACCAUGUCCCCGGCUUGCUGAGGCUUGAGAUUGACUAAGUCUGGUGAAGGUGGCCUGGGAAGGAAGGACACACGUGGCAUCUUGGAAAGUGGCAUCUGACGAGAUGAGGCUCCUCAGCAGCCCAUUGCGCCGGAUGCUGUUGGGCCUCCUGAAUCUCUGUGAAGGAGAUGGAGGGAGUCCUGCCAAAUGCUGUAUCCUAAACCCCCACCGCCUGCUUCGGAGGCAGAAUUUUGGUGCUAAAGUGACAGCCACUGAGCUGGUCAGCUACUGGCGAGGUGUGUUUGAGGCGAACGGGAUCCCUGAAGCACAGGAAUCCAGCGAAUAUAUCGUUUCCUACGUCCUGGGAGCAAAGACAUUUCACAGCUUGGGUGCUGGCAGCUUGUCCACCCCGCUCACAUUGGAGCAGCGGCAGCAGAUCCAGAAGCUGAGUACGAAGCGGCUACAAAGGAUGCCUGUGCAGUACAUCCUUGGUGAAUGGGAUUUCUGGGAACUGACCCUCAAGAUGAAACCCCCAGUCUUCAUUCCUCGGCCUGAGACAGAGGAUCUUGUCUCCUUGGUGUUGGAAGAAGAAAUCCAGAGGAGCGGGAGCCCUGCAGUUAAUGUGGGUCAUCAGUGCCCCACUGUUGUCCCUCACCCGGUGAUCCUGGAAAUUGGCUGUGGCUCAGGGGCCGUUGCACUGAGUUUACUGAGCAAACUGCCCAUGAGCCUUGUGAUAGCUGUGGAUAAAGAGGAAGCUGCUGUGAAUCUCACCAGAGAGAAUGCUCAGAGGUUACAGCUACAGGACAGGAUAAGAAUUCUCCGCUACAAUGUCUUCUCUGGUUCCUGGGAGCAGCUCCUCUCCUGGGGUCCUGUGGACACUAUAGUCAGUAACCCACCUUAUGUCUUCCACGGAGACAUGACUCACCUGGCUGAAGAGAUCCUCAGCUAUGAGGACCUUGGUGCCCUGGAUGGGGGAAAUGAUGGGAUGAGAGUGAUCAAAAAAAUUUUGGCUCUGGCUCCUUGUAUCCUGAAGGAUCGUGGGAGUGUGUUUCUAGAAGUUGAUCCCAGACACCCAGAGAUGGUGGAGAACUGGCUGCAGAGUCGCCCUGACCUAUCUCUCUCUGUCUCUGCUACCCACAAGGACUUCUUUGGCAAGCCGAGGUUCCUACACAUCCAGAAGCAUAAAGCAGGUAUGCUCGGAGAUUCCAGAACGAAUGCUUCAGAUUUAGUUCUGUUCCAGCAACCCCUGUUGUUCCUGAGUGAUCCUACCACGACAAAGCACCAAGUGCAGCCUGUCGCUUCUGAGCAGCCCUCCAACAACAGCCAGCAUGCACAGUCUUGCCCUCCUGAGUAACCUUUCAGUAACAAACCAGCACAUGUGCAGCCAUUAUUCCCAAACCAUCAGUAUUCUUCAUCUCAGACAAUGGGAUCCAUAAUGGAAUGCUUUGUGAGGAGGAUGUGGGAUGGGAUUAAACCAGAAUUUAGUGGUAAUUGACUUCUUUCUUUGGCAAAUCUUGUUUUAGACAGGAAGGGGAAAGCCUUGUAUCUGAAGACUUGAGGACUGGACACCCCAUCAUCUCAGGCAUCGGCACUCUUACAUCAGGAUUAUCUGGCUAUUAGACUCUCUCCACAGACUCUAUGCUACCAGCACUCCUACCUGUCUUC